AUGUAUGCAGCAACACCGGUGAACCAGCAUGCAGCGGUCGAGGAGAGGCAAUGGGACCUCCGGCAUCAGGAGAAUGCACUCGUCAAACUUGCUGAGUUGUACCGGGACCAGAAGAAUGCCCGCGGUGUCGCAGAGGUCAUCACACUGUCUCGGACAUUUGUCUCUGCCUCUGCGAAAGCAAAGACGGCCAAGCUUAUUCGGACGGUGUUAGACUGCUUCAGCGCUAUUCCUGACAGCCAGAAGAUACAGGUAGAGGUAUUGACUGAGAACAUUGAGUGGGCAAAACGCGAAAAGCGCAUGUUUCUCAAGCACAGUCUGGAGACGAGGCUGGUCGGGAUACAGCUAGACACGUCCCAGUACAAGCCUGCCAUUGCCUUAAUCGACGAACUGCUAGGUGAACUGAAGCGCCUAGACGACAAGAUGAUCCUCACUGAGGUACAUCUCCUGGAGAGCCGGCCGUGCCAGGCGGCCCUGACAUCCGCACGGACAGCAGCCAACUCAAUAUACUGCCCCCCACACCUACAGGCGCGCCUCGACUUGCAGUCCGGCAUUUUACAUGCGGAGGACAAGGACUACAACACUGCGUACUCGUAUUUCUUCGAGACCUUCGAGAACCUGAGCACCCAGGAUGACCCGAGCGCGCUCGGCGCCCUCAAAUACAUGCUCCUCUGCAAAGUGAUGCUCAACCUGCCAGAGGAUGUGACGUAUCUGCUCUCGAUCAAGCUCGCGUCGAAAUACGCGCAGCUGCGCGACGUCGAGAGCAUGCGCGCGAUCGCGCGUGCGCAUCAGCAGCGCAAUCUUGCGGACUUCGAGAAGGCGCUCCGAGACUAUCAGCAAGAGCUGUCGUCAGACUCAACGAUCCGUACACACCUAUCCGCGCUAUACGACACGCUGCUGGAGCAGAAUCUACUGCGCAUUGUCGAGCCAUACUCUGUCAUCGAGGUCGAGUACGUCGCGCAGCAGGUCGGACAGGGCCGACAGGCUGUUGAGCAGAAGUUGUCGCAGAUGAUUCUGGACAAGGUGUUCCAUGGUGUGCUGGACCAAGGUCGGGGAUGCUUGAUCGUGUUUGACGAGGCGGAGGCAGAUAACACGUAUGGUGCGGCGAUCGACACGCUGGAGCAAGUGGGUAAGGUCGUCGAGUCGCUCUACGCGAAGGUUCGGCAUCGGCAUCAUUGGCAAAUCGAAGAUUCCGACUUCAAGUGUGGCGUUUCCGUCGCGGACGACCACCUCAACAUUUCGGUAGUCUAUAUAUUGCUCUGA
This is a messenger RNA of Postia placenta MAD-698-R-SB12, 1260 nucleotides long. RefSeq lists its product as hypothetical. The transcript is spliced from 11 exons. Bases 1 to 1260 code for a protein of 419 amino acids. Gene Ontology annotation, molecular function: structural molecule activity. Gene Ontology annotation, cellular component: proteasome regulatory particle, lid subcomplex. The record is from RefSeq and is a predicted model, not a curated record. Lineage: Eukaryota; Fungi; Basidiomycota; Agaricomycetes; Polyporales; Adustoporiaceae. Gene Ontology annotation, biological process: ubiquitin-dependent protein catabolic process.